This is a messenger RNA of Pogona vitticeps (central bearded dragon), 6999 nucleotides long. RefSeq names its product MYB proto-oncogene like 1 (gene MYBL1). Gene Ontology annotation, molecular function: RNA polymerase II cis-regulatory region sequence-specific DNA binding; DNA-binding transcription factor activity, RNA polymerase II-specific. Gene Ontology annotation, cellular component: nucleus. The record is from RefSeq and is a predicted model, not a curated record. Gene Ontology annotation, biological process: positive regulation of transcription by RNA polymerase II; mitotic cell cycle. Lineage: Eukaryota; Metazoa; Chordata; Lepidosauria; Squamata; Agamidae.
CCGCGUGCCCAGAUUCAAACGGUGGCUCUGGAAAGAGGCUGGGCGCGAGAUUCGGCGGCAGGGACGAAAAGACAGCGAGGGCGGCGGCGGCGGCGUCCUCCUCCUCCUCCGCUAAGGAAAGCCUGGGAGGAGAAGCGAGCAGUGACAGCCGAACGAGGCUACGGAGAGGAAUUUGGCGCUCAGUGCCCGACCCUUUUCCCUCCCAAACGGGGUUGGGUGUCGGGGCGAUGUCCCCCGGGUGGGGGACGAGGCGGGGCCGCGGCUAAAAGGCAGCUCCCCCCACCGCCCCCGGGCUCGUCCCUCGGGGGCUGCGCGACCGCCACGGCCAUCCGUGGCCAGGGGUGGUGACAUCCUCGCUCCCUUUCUCUCGCCUUAUGGUGCCCGCGAAGGAUGGCGAAGAGGCCGCGCAGCUUACACUUUGCAGUGAGGAAGAUGAUGACGACUUUCAUUAUGCGGAUCAUGACUAUGAAGUGCCACAACAAAAAGGGUCAAAGAAACUAUGUAAUAGAGUAAAAUGGACACGUGAUGAGGAUGAAAAGCUGAAGAAGCUUGUAGAACAGCAUGGGACAAGUGACUGGACCUUUAUUGCUAGUCAUCUGCAAAAUCGAUCUGAUUUUCAAUGCCAGCAUCGAUGGCAGAAAGUUCUAAAUCCAGAACUUAUUAAAGGCCCCUGGACUAAGGAAGAAGAUCAGAGGGUCAUUGAACUUGUUCAGAAAUAUGGACCAAAGCGCUGGUCUUUGAUUGCAAAGCACUUAAAAGGAAGAAUAGGGAAACAGUGUCGAGAGAGGUGGCACAAUCACCUUAAUCCAGAGGUAAAGAAAUCUUCAUGGACUGAGGAGGAGGACAGAAUCAUCUAUGAAGCUCAUAAACGUUUGGGGAAUCGGUGGGCUGAAAUUGCCAAGUUGCUGCCUGGAAGAACUGACAAUUCAAUAAAAAAUCACUGGAACUCUACUAUGAGAAGAAAAGUUGAACAAGAAGGAUAUUUACAGGAUGGAAUCAAAACAGAGCGACCUUGCUUAUCCAAAGUGCCACCAAAAACAUGUCCAUCCACAGACCAUCUUCAUGUCUCAAAUCAGUUCUACAUACCUGUACAGAUCCCAGGAUACCAGUAUGUAUCAACAGAAGGCAAUUUCAUAGACCAUGUCACCACUUCUUCAGACUUCAUACAGCAGCCAUUUGAUGAUGAUCCUGACAAAGAGAAAAAAAUUAAAGAACUUGAGCUGCUACUUAUGUCAGCUGAGAAUGAAAUCAGGAGAAAGAGAGUCACAUCUCAAGCUGGAAGUUUUUCUAACUGGUCUGGAGGCUUCAUCAUGGAAGACAACAUAACAAAUACCCUUAAUAGCCUUGGGGAGCAAACAAAUGAUUUCUACAAUGUGGAUGAUAUGCAGGGUGCAACAGCUCAGCAAAACUCACCUACCAAAUAUUUGGCUGUGGAGGCAAAUGCAGUAUUGUCAUCUCUGCAGACCAUUCCUGAAUUUGCAGAGACACUAGAACUUAUUGAAUCUGAUCCUGUAGCAUGGAGUGAUGUCACCAGCUUUGACCUAUCUGAUGCAGUUACCUCCCCAGUCAAUAAUGCUCCUGUAAAACUAAUGCGGAUUCAGCACAGUGAUGGAGCAAUGGAAUGCCAAUUCAAUGUAAGUGUUGUGCUUGAUGGCAAAAAAGCAAGUGAUGAAGAAGAGUCAACGUUCCCAAGUGCAGCCAAAUUCAGUUCUCCUCCAACUAUUUUGCGCAAGAAAAAGAAAUUCAGAGCUGGACAAUCACAAGUCAGUGAACAGAAUGAUGGCUCAUGUAGUGGUGUUCCCAAUAUAGCAUUAAAACAAACACCAGUGAAGACACUACCUUUUUCUCCUUCCCAGUUCUUCAACACAUGUUCUGGAAAUGAUCAGUUCAGUCUUGAAAAUCCUGCAUUCACAUCAACUCCAAUUUGUGGCCAAAAAGUUCUUAUUACAACUCCUUUGCAUAAUAAAGAAUUGACACCCAAAGAUCAAAAGGAAAAUGCAGGUUUCAGAACCCCUACUAUUAGAAGAUCUCUGCUGGGUACAACACCAAGGACUCCUACUCCUUUUAAGAAUGCUUUAGCUGCUCAAGAAAAAAAAUAUGGUCCUUUGAAAAUUGUGUCACAGCCCCUUGCUUAUUUGGAAGAAGAUAUCAGAGAAGUUUUAAAGGAGGAAACUGGAACAGAUAUAUUCUUCAAGGAAGAGGAGGAUUCUGUGCCUAGAAGUUGUAAGUUAGAGAAUCCUUCUGCAAAAAAAGUCAGAAAAUCAUUGGUCUUGGAUCCUUGGGAAAAAGAAGAGCUUAGUGUUCCUCAGUUUUUUACAGAAGACAGUGUUUCUGAUGUACAGCCAGAGAAUAUUUAUACUACAUCACUCCUAAUGAUACCAUUAUUGGAAAUACAUGAGAACAGAGGCAAUAUGACUCCAGAGAAACAGGAUUCCAGUUCAACAAAGCUGAAUUUUGCAAUGAGAAAAAAGAAGAAUACUUGCAUUUCAAAAAAUGUCAAACCGGAAAAAGCACUUCAGGCAAAUUGUGAAUGGGAAACUGUUGUUUAUGGGAAGACAGAAGAUCAGCUUAUUAUGACUGAGCAAGCAAGAAGAUACUUGAGCAACUAUACAACUACAGGCAGCACUUCAAGAGCUCUGGUCUUGUGAUUGUUUCAAAAUGAACUACUCUGUCAUCCCCCACCCCCCGGACUUUAUGCUGAAUUUUUUUUCUCCGGUAAUGCUUGUAUUUAAGGCUGCCUUAUGAGAGAAAAUGUAUAUCUUUUUUUGGAACAUGUCACAUGUAAACUUUUUAAAGCAACAAAUCUUAAAUGGUCUUCAAAAAGACCACUCCAAAGGAAGUGGCUAUAGAAUAAUUCAGUAUUUUCUGUAUGCUUUUUUUAUUCUUUAGUAUAUACUACUUUCCUUUUAAAGGAAUGUUUUAAUAUAGACUAGGUUUACAGGAACGUUUUGGUCUGUCAGAGAAAAACAUACACGAGAAUGCUUUUGCUGAAAUGCCUAUUUACUUAGGUAGCAAUUUUUAUAAACACGAAAGAAAGGAAAGGAAAAAUGGAAGGUUGCACUACUUGUAUUAGGUAUGCUGCACAAAAUUAAUUACAGUGUUAAAUAUAUUUAUUUGAGAAUGGUACUUCUAAUAUGAGUAGACAAAGAAUUGAAUUUUUAUUAGUAUAAAGCAUCAAUAUUCAUAAAUCUCAACCUGAGACCAUUGUUGAAUGUAUUGUACAGCAUGUGGGAGCAGGAAAGCUAUUGUAAAUUGGAAAGCAGGUUAUGUUUAAUUUAUUUUUGUUUCAAAGCUUAAGGCUGCAAUCUUACUAAGUGUCCACAUACUCCCACUGCUUUGUAAAGCAAUGAGAAUCAAGGAGGAAACUGAAGCAAACUUGCUCCUCCUUGCAAACGGGAGAGACAUAAUAGUAUCCUAGUGCUCACUGCUCAAAACAAUGUGAAUAUGCACUGCUGGGUCCCCUCCUUCACAUUUUUGUUGUGAAUUCAGUCAUGUGCAGCAAGUGCACAGUGCAUUCUAAUACUUUUUAAGAUGAACUGUGUUUCCUCUCUAUUUCUGUCAACUUCUUACUCUGUUUCCACACAUCUCUGUGUCUAUAGGGCAAAAAUACCAGCCCGACAAGUCUGUCCAAGCACACAGUUGUCUUUGGUAGACAAGGCUAAAACUUGCUUACCAAAUCCUUUCUCCUUCCAAGCACCACUGCCCUCAUUCUGGUAAUAUUCUGGUAACAUCUUUGCAGAAAAUACCAAUAGGCAACAAGGAAAAAAAAGCAGUGUAGGAAGCUGAAAGUAAAUGGAUAUGGGUGGGUUUCAUUCUGACACAGCUCUACUAUGAAGAGAAACAUAAGGGCUCUUUUUAUUUCAAGGAGAUGUGAGCAGUUUUUUUUAAUGGCCUAUUGUCAUUUGCAACUGCAGAGUAUACCUUUUGAUAAUGCUUAGAAUAUCUUGCUACUCUAUAGAUACUAAAGUGUAUACUGUAUCAGGGAAAUCGAAGGCAAAUGGAUGGUAAGUGUUGAUUUUGCAAAUUGUUUAAGUAAGCUUAAGGAUAGCAGAUUAUAGCAUUAUACAAAGUAAAUAUUGCAAGUGAUAAUAUUGUAGGAAGAUUGUAGAAUAAAGCUCAGAGCAGAAACUAGAGUUGGAAAAUGUGUGGAGAAAGCAUUGAGCUCUUUAAAAAAAAAAGCAAUAGAAGCAUCUUGCUCCUCAUUUCUAUUGAUUAAUUAUAAUUUCUCUGGAGAGAACACAGAAUAGGGAUGCUGCAUGGGCUGUUAGAUGGAAGUUGGUGGUCUUUGAAAUGUUUGCAGCUGGUCUUUCCCAAGAUUCUGAAUCAGAGCAAAAGAGUUCUGCAUUGUAAUUUCAAAGAAGUGCACUUGCAGGCAUAAACGCACCUCGGAGAGGAAAAAUUCCCUUAGGCCAAGGCUGUUUUUCCUGAGUAGUGUAGUUUUCACAGUAAACAUGCUAAAAGGGAUAAUGAGUACCUGCUCUGUGAAGGAUUGCAGUGGAAAAUUAACUAUUCUGGCAGGUUGCUUGAAACGUCUGGUUUGCUCUGCCGAUAUGAGCAUCUGAAGUGGGUCUAUGUGGGUACUAAUGGUUAACAAGAUUGCGGUCUCAGUGCAUAGAUAUUUAUAAAUAUACACACAUAUCUGUGCGUGCUCACACACACACAUACACACACACAAGCAGAUUGUCUUAGAAGCUGAUUUUAAUUUUUAAGUAAAAUACUGUAGAUGAAAAAGUAGCAGGCUGUAGCUUUGGUUCAAAGAGCAGCAGCAACACAGGCUGUGAAGUACAUAAAUUUGCAUUUCAUCUAUUUAAAGAUUGCACUAUUCUCUUCUAAAUCAUGUAGAUCUAUAUAGUUAUUUUAGAGCUUAUAUUGGCUACACUUUAAGCAUUCCAGUAACUUGGUUACUGACGAAGGUUACUUUUCUGUAGAGACAGAAUGGGAUGACAUACUAUGACUUUGUGACCCUACACAGAAAUUAACACCAAUGCAUUUCUUUACAUGUCUGAGAGUAUUGAGUGCGUUCAUAGUCAUUUCCCCCCCAGUACAAGCAGCCACAAACCUUCUUUAGCCACAUGUGGCUCUCUUUUCAUGUGGAGUAAUGUUGGUACUGGGCUGUAGUUAACUAACAGCCAUUAUUCUUUCAAGAAUUGCAGGGCUGUCUUGUUAGCUUAAUCUGUGCCCAGAUCAUGUUAACACUUGUUCAUGAGCCAGUGCAUGACCAAGGCUAGGCUGUGGCUGCUUGCUCUGAAAUUGUGGACUAGUUCUACAUCACGAUAAAGCUAUUCUCAGAACAUUCAACAAUGCAGUUACAAAACUUUAAAAAGGAAAGUAGUCAUUUUUAAAUGUAAGAUUUCUGUACGUUUUUAAUAUUUACAGGUUACAUUGGUUGCUUUAUUUUGCCUGCUUUAGACAUUUGCACUUACUCUUGUACCAUUUGAAGGAAUGUCUUGUUUAUGCUGUAGCUAUUCUUUAAGUUAAUUUCUUGUAGAACAUAAUGGUGUUUUGUCAACCUAAAUACUGACAAGAAAAUAGAACUGUAUACUGUAGAUGUUAGCUAUUUAUAAAUCUGACACUCUUCCUCUCCACUCCUGGAUGUGCUGCUAUGGACAGUAGCAGAGUCUGCUUGCUGCUAUGAGAGAUGGAAAGAGCGAGCAUCAUAUGCACUGUAUGUAACUGACAAAUAGAAUGAUGGCAUGUUCUCAAGUUAACAUGAUAUCAACUGUUGUUGUGUGGGGAGUAACAAAUUACUAGAAACGAAGCUGAUACCACAUAACCAAGAACUCUAAAAAUGAUUUUAUUUUACUAUUUUGUGUGGUUUGUAAAACAAUCUAUGGUGUUAGAAUAUGUUUUUAAAAUUCCAGCUCAAGUCCCCAUACCAUAGUUAUUUAUUUAUUAUUCUAAAUAAAUAUUUAUAUAUAGAAUAUUUACCUAGCUGCCUUUAACAGGCCAGUUUAAAAAUGGUUAGCAUUUUUCUGAAAAACUCUAGAAAAGAGAAUCAUAAUUUCUCAUGAGAAUAUGAGAAGUUGGUUUGGAACUUAUUUUGAUAUUGGUAGUUUUGGCCUAUCCUCUCUUUACCUAAGCUUCUUUAGAAGACUCCCUAACCUAAAGCAUGCAGAGGUUAAGUGAAUAUAAAACACAUAGUAAGGCUGUAAUUGUGAGAACUAUACAUCAACACUUUGACUUUUCUUUUAAAGUUGCAAUCCAGCUUUAUGCCAUAUUGAAAAUUAUUUCAAGCCUUAAUGAGAGUUUAUACAGUGGGGUCAGGGUGUUAGUUCCCCUGUCCCACUAAGUAUAUACAGUCACUUAACUAUGUGCAGAUGGCCUCUCUAUGCCAGGAUCGAAAGUGUGUGCUCCAGCACUGUCUGGAUUUCCUCCUGACUAUAAUUCUUCAAGCUGCAUUGGAAGGUACUGUAGAGAGCAUUCUGAUUUUCAGGAGUGGCUCUUGGAGAAUAAGGAAUAGCAGGGAAGGAUAGGGUGGACAUCCUACUGCUGUCCAUUGUACAUGUACAUUGGCAGUACCUGUUUGGAUCUCACGCCAUGCCUUACUCUUUUAUACCUAAAAGGUCUCCUUUAUCAGAGGCAUGUAAAUUAUUCCAUAGGAUAUUUUUAAUGGUGCCAAAGCCACCAGUGCCAAGGUUUAACAUAGGUCUUGAGUAUGUAGUACAAACUGGAGUUGGUAUUGGUUGAAUCUUUCAGUGAAUUGCUUUUGUAUUGCUUUUAGAAAAACGAAACAAAAGGUUUUAAACCUUUGACAAGUUAGAUAUUUUUGGUACCUUUUUGGUCUUAGGUCUAUUUGCAUUUUAAGAAAUGUUUAUAAAUAGAAUAUACCUGUAGCAGCGAAACAUGUAUCUUGGAAAGUGACCGCAUAUGUUAAUACUUAUGUUUGUUCUAAAAUUUUGACUUUAAUUAUAAGAUUAAAAUUUGUUGUAGUUUUUUUCUUUACUACAAAUUUUGUUUCUUUUUGUAUACAAUGCAGGUUCAUGUUAGCACCAGAAAUAA